AUGGGCAACAGUGUCGUGGAAUCUCUUGUCGCCGGCAGAGAGAGACGUUCGACAGCGGGAAACCGACUUGCGUCGCUAUUACAUCAAGAAGCUGACACCGAGGAUACCCUCUUCCUCGAAGACGAGGACGAUGUCGAAUUCGAGGCCAGGGAUGUGGAGGAGCUCUCGGAUGUGCUCCUGGAGUCCUCUGACGACGAGGAUGAGUACAAUGGGGGUGGUGGUGUCGACGGAAAAGAGGGCGGACAAGGCGAGGAGGAUCUCGAGGGCGAGAGGGAACUACAGCAACAAGCAAAGGAGGAGCGAGCAGCGAAGAAGCGGAAGGCUGCCGAAGCAUUCUUGAAACCGAGGGUAUCGACGAGAAAGCGAGUCACAAUUCAGGACGGAAGCUCUACUACGACCACGGCUACGGCCGCACAAACAACGGCAACGUCCCCAUCCCGGGGGUCUCCUCCGAGGCCUAGAAAGAAGUCGGAGAGGGUUUCAUGGAUUCCCGAGUUUACAGCUACAAGGGCCUCAAGCCGAACCCUAUCAUUACAAAACAGGACGGAAACAAUGAAGAGGCUACAAGAGUCCGAGAAGCGCCGGCUGCAUACCAUCAAGUUGAUGGAGGCUGCAGCUGCGAAAAAAGAUAAAGAGAAUCCUCGCAAAGAAAUGACGCAGGUGGAGCGUUUGAAGGAGGCAAAGCUCACCGAGGAGCGGAACUUGAAAAGCUUGAACAAAUGGGAAGAAAGCGAGGCGGUUAGGUUAGAGGAGCAACGGAAAAAACUUGCAGCCCUGCAAAACCGCAAGUUGGUAGGGCCUGUGAUUACGUGGUGGAGUGGAACUGCCGAGUGGAACGGUGAGGGAAAACUUGUGAGGGUUGGGAAGGGAUUGGUGGAAAUUCUUGACAACAGCGAGGAUGGGGAGAAAGGAGGGGGGAAGAAGGCUAAAGGGAGGAAGAGCAAGGGAGCAAAGGCGGCAGCGGUCAAAAGUAAAGAUAAAGAAAAAUCAAUUACCGACGGCAACGGAGAUGACAGCAAGGAGGCGGUCCAGCUGCCCCAGCUGCACCAGACAAUUGAUGGGCGACGAGAAAAUGCGUCUAACUCAAACAUUGAAUCCCCACAACUACCUCCGAGUGGCCCAACCCAAUCUGAUGAAGCUGCAAAUGCAAAAUCAAAUGCAAUAUUGACUUCCGACAAUAUAAUCAAUGCAUCGUCAAAUACCCCGUCCAAUGCGAAUCCGCAGCCAUCAUCCUCCACGCAGGAGGUACUUCACCGGGACCACGGACCAAUCCCUAUUCUCUUGGAAGGGAUAUUGGAUUAUGCGGCUCUACCGGAACCCUCUCCGGGGCGCGAGAAAGACCCACCGGAUAUGCAGAGGGGCGAAAUAUCACCUUGUACAUCCCCGCAUGUCACAUCAGAAACAGCUAAACCAAAGACCGAGCACUCGAGUCGGAAUCUCGUAGUGCUGGAAAAUUUUGACCCGGUGGCUGUUCAGACCCGAGAAGGGUUAGUCAAGGUGUUAUUCCCAAGCGAUCCAAAGAGAACCUGGCAGAGAUUCAAAAAAUACUCCGGGGAGAAAUCCAAUGGAGUUGUCUAUUGGGAGCAUACGUCGGUGCACCCAAUGUCGCCGCGAAAGGAGUGCCGGACGGAUUUCUAAAAUCGGACGAAGAUAGACCCGCGCUGGUGGAGUGAUUGAUUUUUAUUGGGAGGAGGGGGUGUUAUUUUUUUCCUCUUUUUCCUUUUUUUCUGCGUGGUGGGUGUGUAGAUCAGGGGGUAUGAUUGGUGGGUUAGGCUUUUUUCCCUUUCUCCAUUUUCAUUUUCGCACAAGUACCGGUAAAGUCGACUUUAUCUUACUUUUCUCCCUAAGCUCCUCCCCCCUUCCCACUAACACUCCCUUCCCCGUGCGUUCUUUGGUGUUUUCUUUCCCUUCCCUUCCCUUCCUUCACUUCCUCCUCUUUUUUUCCCGCGUAAUGUAGUUUAACUUCAUGCUGCCAACUACCGUGAGCCCGCUUAGCUAGGCUUGCCUAGAGUCAAUGAGACAAUCACCGAAUGGCGCAAACCGCAAGGGCU
Tuber melanosporum (Perigord truffle) is the source of this 2051-nucleotide messenger RNA. RefSeq lists its product as uncharacterized. The transcript is spliced from 2 exons. Gene Ontology annotation, biological process: regulation of DNA-templated transcription; chromatin remodeling. Gene Ontology annotation, cellular component: nucleus. The coding region runs from base 1 to 1638 and encodes 545 amino acids. NCBI's taxonomy places the organism in Eukaryota, Fungi, Ascomycota, Pezizomycetes, Pezizales, Tuberaceae. The record is from RefSeq and is a predicted model, not a curated record. Gene Ontology annotation, molecular function: ATP-dependent H2AZ histone chaperone activity.